AUGAAUGUUGCAGAUGAUCUAACAAGAGAUCAAGACGACAUCAAACUAACAACUUUGGAUAGGUGGUACAAGGGUCCAGACUUUUUAUAUCUCAAAACUGAAUAUUGGCCAAAAGAAGACAGUCAGCAAACGAACCUAGACACUGCAGCAUCACUGGAAUUGAAAAAAGGGACAAUAUGUUUGAUAACAUCUUCAAAAUCUAUCGACGUAUUACCAGAAGUUCAAAGAUUCUCACGUUGGACAUCAUUAAUGAAAAGUACAGCCAUAGUGUUGAAAUUCAUCAGAUUAUGUGCGAGAAAGGAGGAAAAUAAAGUAAUAACAUGUAAGGAUAUCGAAGAAGUAGAAAAAAUAUGGUUUAAGAGGAUACAAAAUGAUUGUUUUAGGAAAGAAAUCGCGAUUAUCGCAGGAGGAGGAACUUUACACAAAAAAAGCAAAUUAUAUCAGUUAACACCGUAUAUGAAAAACGAAUAUUUAUGUGUAGAAGGUCGAACAAAUUAUUCCACAGACUUACCUGAUACAGCUAAAAGCCCAUUAAUUUUUGAUAGCCGUCAUUUUGCAGUGAAAUUAUUGAUUCUACAUUAUCAUGUGAUAAUGGGACACCAAGGUGUAGAAGUGAUCCUCAAUGAACUUCGUCAAAGAUUUUGGAUACUACAAGCAAGGAAGGCAAUAAAAAGAGCGAUGAGAUAUUGUCCAAUUUGCAGCCUGAGGAGAGCAAUUCCCAGAGUUACACAAAUGGGACAGUUGCCUGAUUUCAGGUUGAAGAAACCACAACCACAAAGAGCCUUUGUGUACACAGGUAUAGAUUUUUUCGGACAUUUUGAAGUAACUAUUGGUAGGCGAAGGGAAAAAAGGUAUGGUGUACUAUUUACCUGUAUGUCAGUAAGAGCUAUACACAUUGAGAUUGCUGAGACGCUAAACACUGAUUCAACUCUUCUGGCGAUAAAACGUUUCAUGUCGAGGAGAGGAAAACCGCAGAUGUUUCUUACAGACAAUGGAACGAAUUUUCACGCUGCAGAGAAGGAACUUAAAAAAGCUUAUGAAGAUGUGAAUUUGGAAGUAAUAAGACAAGGUUUAUGCGCUGAAAGUAUAGAGUGGAAGUUUAUACCUCCAGGUAGUCCACAUAUGGGAGGAGCAUGGGAGAGGAUGGUUCGAUCUGUGAAAACCACUUUGAGUAUAAUUCUUAAGGAUAGAUCACCACGACAAGAAGUUUUUCACACAGUUAUGAUAGAAGCUGAACACAUAGUGAAUAGCCGCCCCCUCACCUACAUAUCUUCAUCUCCGGAAGACGAAGAAAGCCUUACUCCCAAUCAUUUUCUAAUUGGGACUUCUAGUAUUUUGAAACCACCUGGACUUUUCAAUGGAACAAAAUGGAACGUGAGAAAACAGUGGCUCAUAGCUGAAAAUUUAAACGAACAUUUUUGGAACAGGUGGGUCAAGGAAUACAUACCUACCUUGACAAAACGCACGAAGGACCACUAA
Molecule: messenger RNA, 1479 nt
Organism: Coccinella septempunctata (seven-spotted ladybird)
Lineage: Eukaryota; Metazoa; Arthropoda; Insecta; Coleoptera; Coccinellidae
Exons: 1
Coding region: 1-1479 (492 amino acids)
Biological process (GO): DNA integration
Molecular function (GO): nucleic acid binding
Source: RefSeq, a predicted model, not a curated record